AUGAAGAGACACUGGGGAGCUCUGCUGGGGCUUCUAUGGGUCCAGAUUUGCUGGGUGAGAGGGAUGAACGUGGAGCAGAGCCCUUCAACCCUGAGCCUCCAGGAGGGAGCCAGCUCUACUCUGAGGUGCAAUUUUUCUAGCGUAUUGAACAGUGUGCAGUGGUUCCGACAGAAUCUUGGGGACGGUGGCCUCACCUCACUGUUUUACAUAACUUCAGGGAUGAAGCAGAGUGGAAGGUUAAACUGCACAGUGAAUACUAGGGAACGGUCCAGCACCCUCCACAUCACGGCCUCCCAACUGGAAGACUCAGCCACCUACCUGUGUGCGGCGGAGGCACAGUGCUCCCUGGUGAUCUGCAGCCUGCACCCAAACUGCAGCUGGGCCUGCAGCCCCAGCCCUUCCCUGAGGAGGGCAUUUGCCCCCACAGGAAACUUUGCACAUUUUCAGACUUUCAGAUUUAUGUUACAGCAAUUUUUUCCCUCCAAAAUUAGAUCCAUCAGGACAGUCAUUUCACUUGGUUUUCUUGCCCUUUUUCUUCCCAGAAAGCCCUUUGCCUGUAAAAAUCUCUACCAUGGAACCUUUGGAGCAAGUGAUAGAAAUGCCCAUAUUGAUUGCCCUGGGAAAACAUGUCCUGGGAGCUAG
Odobenus rosmarus divergens (Pacific walrus) is the source of this 642-nucleotide messenger RNA. RefSeq lists its product as uncharacterized. The coding region runs from base 1 to 642 and encodes 213 amino acids. The record is from RefSeq and is a predicted model, not a curated record. Lineage: Eukaryota; Metazoa; Chordata; Mammalia; Carnivora; Odobenidae. The transcript is spliced from 2 exons.